Molecule: messenger RNA, 619 nt
Organism: Lingula anatina
Lineage: Eukaryota; Metazoa; Brachiopoda; Lingulata; Lingulida; Lingulidae
Product: N-terminal EF-hand calcium-binding protein 1-like
Biological process (GO): regulation of amyloid precursor protein biosynthetic process
Cellular component (GO): cytoplasm
Molecular function (GO): calcium ion binding
Source: RefSeq, a predicted model, not a curated record
AUACAAACCUCGCAUUUCCUCGCGUGAUUUCAAGAUGGCGGAGCAAGAGAAGGGGAUGUCAAUUUUCCUCGAUGUGUUUAGAAGAGCUGAUAAAAACGAUGAUGGAGCACUUUCACUGGAGGAAUUCGGGGCUUUUUUUGCUGACGGAGUGAUAACGGAUGAAGAGUUGGGAAACUUGUUCAGAGACAUUGACACACAUAAAACAAAUAACCUGGACACAGGGGAGCUGUGUACUUAUUUCUCCCAUCACCUCGGACCCUUCAAGGAGAUGUUUGGGGCUCUGGAGGACCUCAACCACUCCAUGACCAAGGCUCUGAAUCAGUCUGCUCAGCAAUAUCCCACAGCAAGCUUUAUAGAGCAGUUUGUCAGUCGUUUCCUGAUGAGAGAAAUGCUGAACCAGUUGGUGGCUGUCCAGAAACCAGUGGAGACUGCCAGCGAUUUCAUUGAUGAGAAAGCAAUCAAAGAGAGGAGUGGCAUCAGCCAAGCGUCUGUCUCUGUUGAUGUCCAAGGAGAAACUCCUGGCGCUGUACCUGGCUGGUUAGGCAGGAGAGCUAGAAGACAGUACAGUUCUCAGUACAGUACAGGGUCAGAGGGAGUGCCAGCUGUGGAUCUGUGGUGA